This is a messenger RNA of Aspergillus steynii IBT 23096, 1698 nucleotides long. RefSeq names its product cystathionine gamma-synthase. Lineage: Eukaryota; Fungi; Ascomycota; Eurotiomycetes; Eurotiales; Aspergillaceae. The transcript is spliced from 3 exons. The coding region runs from base 1 to 1698 and encodes 565 amino acids. Gene Ontology annotation, biological process: transsulfuration. The record is from RefSeq and is a predicted model, not a curated record. Gene Ontology annotation, molecular function: pyridoxal phosphate binding; cystathionine gamma-synthase activity.
AUGUCAGCGUCGUCGAAACUGACCGUCCAAGCUCUCCAGCUGGGGGAUCCAUAUCCCGGUCGUCAACACACCCUGUUGUCUCAGAUACCAACAUGGGCGGAUAUGGUCAAUUUUGGUCAGGGGAAACCGCAGCACCUGGCGGCUGUCACCCACGGCUAUCCCAGAUCCAUCCUCCAUCCGGAUGUUUGCCACCUCGGCUCCCGGAUAAAAGCCAAGCUUCACAAGGGAGAUGAAGAUCAUUUAGUCUUAUUGUUCUCCAAUCCGAGACUCGCCCUUUCAUGUAGGGAAUAUAUGAUUCACCUCCUGCGACAUGAGAAGGACUCAACAGAAAACGGCGAUUCCAUCAGGUUGCACUCCAUCGACUUCAAACCCUUGUGUCUUGACUAUGAGGACGGUCCUUCGAAGCCCUUGCUCCACGCUGUUUUGUUCCGCUCUGAAGCGUCCUUUUUUGCGCGUGCCUUUUGGCAACGCGCUGGACCUGGAAUCUCAUCCCGACUAGCACAGUACUGUCUCCAGAGCUUCGACAACGCGCGAAUUGUGUCCUUCCGUCCCGUUCCUGGAGACAUUCCAAGACCAAUUCACCAUGUCGCGUAUGAAACCAUCCGCUCCAGGAUCGCAGGUCUGCUCGACCGCGCCCCAACGCCCCCGGUUAGAUGUAAACAGACUGCCCCUUCCGAUGUGUUUCUAUACCAAUCCGGAAUGGCAGCCGUAUAUCAGGUGCAGCAAUUGCUUGUUGCCUGGCGUGGAGGUGAAUCAGCCCAUGUGGGCUUUCUUUACGAGCCGACACUGAAGGUCCUGGAAACACGGGGCCCCGGGCUCUGGUCUUACAGUCUGGGAACGGAGGCGGAUUUGGAUCGACUUGCUACCCAGCAAGAUCUGCUAUCCCAAGAAGGUCGGCCUAUACAAGCGAUCUGGUGCGAAUGUCCAAGCAACCCCCUGCUCAAGACCGUCGAUUUCCACCGCUUGCGCCAACUAGCAGACAAAUACGAUAUGGUCUUGAUCGUCGACGACAGCAUUGGAAGCUUUGCCAACGUCGACAUGCUGGGGGUUGCAGAUAUUGUGAUAACCUCGCUGUCUAAAGUAUUUAGUGGAAAGGCCGACGUGAUGGCCGGAAGUGUAAUUCUUAACCCCAAUUCCCCGCAUUGGGCCGAACUUCAUGAGCAGAUGGCCUCAUUCUACCAAAAUGACCUAUUCAUUGACGACGCUAUUCGGCUGGAAUACAACAGUCGGGAUUUCCUUGAUCGGGUGGCGCGAAUCAACAAGACGACGCUAUAUCUCAUCAAAAGUCUUGCGCCCCUCGUCUCAGAUCCCUCCAGUCCAAUCACUCGGCUCUUCUAUCCCUCUGUCUGUUCGUCCCUCCCGUUCUACGAGCGGCAAAUGCGCCCUGACACGGAAGAGUUUCGUCCGGGCUACGGGGGGCUGUUCACCAUCGAGUUUGCUACAGUCGCGACCGCUGCUACAUUCUUUGACCAUCUGCAUGUUUAUAAAGGCUUUUCCUUUGGAGCGGACGUCAGCAUCGCCACCCCAUACGUGCAGAUGACAAUGCAGCAGGGUAAAGAUCAGGCAGCAGCAUAUGGCGUCAAAGAGACCAUUAUUCGCUUCUCUACCGGGCUGGAGGAGCCGGAAGAGAUCCUCGAGCGGAUGAACACAGCUCUUCGGGCGGCAGAUCAGGCUUGGGUGCGGGAAUCGGGCUUUUAA